AUGAAAGCAGUCGAUGUGAUAUCUAGCUUUAUUAAUCAAAUGAAAGGCACACUGGUGAAUGAAUUAAUAAGACGACCACUAGGGUACGACGAUAAUGAUAUACAGUGGGUGAUAACAACACUGGGGAAAUUGGAACCUCCAAUAAACGAGCUGAUGAAUAUCGCCGUAAGAAAGGGUGGAAUCAAUCCUGAUCAGUUGAAUAUUGUACAGGGACCCGAAGCCAAGCUAAUGUAUAAUCGCACGUUUACUGGUUCACCAUCUUCAUUUGGCGAAGAACAGAUUGCGCCACUGCCAAAAUUCUACAGGUCUUUAUUAGUGCAUUUAGGAGGUGUAGCUAUCAAUUUGACUAUGGUAGAAAAACUGAAAUAUUUCGAGUCAGAUAAAGUAGUAACUGUUCGUGUUCCUCCAAAAUGGUACGAUGCAUAUAGAAAAUUUACCGGCGACAUACUUACUAAUGCAAUAAACCAAACAACAUUCAGAGAAGCAGUUACAUUUCAGAAUGACAAAAUAAGGAUAAGUCCAGAGUUGUUCCGCAAGUUUUACGAAAAUGCUACAGAGUUUACUAUUGAAAUGGUAGAAAAGACUUUAGCGAAGCAGUCAGCAUUAGGAAUCGGCGUUGUGUUUAUAGCAGGUGAUCAUGUAGACCACGUGUUUGUAAAAACAUUGAAGGAAAGAUAUCCGGCUCAUAGAAUUAUUGUUUCCAAGAAUCCAGAACUUGUUGUUAUGAAAGGAGCAGUUUUAAAUGAGAUCAUGGAAUAG
This is a messenger RNA of Mytilus trossulus (common blue mussel), 759 nucleotides long. RefSeq lists its product as uncharacterized. Bases 1 to 759 code for a protein of 252 amino acids. NCBI's taxonomy places the organism in Eukaryota, Metazoa, Mollusca, Bivalvia, Mytilida, Mytilidae. The transcript has 4 exons. The record is from RefSeq and is a predicted model, not a curated record.